Molecule: messenger RNA, 1512 nt
Organism: Paramacrobiotus metropolitanus
Lineage: Eukaryota; Metazoa; Tardigrada; Eutardigrada; Parachela; Macrobiotidae
Exons: 4
Coding region: 183-1199 (338 amino acids)
Source: RefSeq, a predicted model, not a curated record
GACAGCAGUCCGCCACACUGCGAUUGCAUCAGAAUUCAUUUCACAAAAAUCCUACUUCCCAACGCCUUCUAAAAAUUUGUCGAGUUCUUCUCUCGGGUUUACCAUGUGCUAAACCGCCCCACGCCCCAAGGACCCCGGUCCUUUUUUCACGCCAAUCAUGACAAUGACUUCCCCCCGACAGAAUGGCACGGUGUGCCCCCAAAUUCAAGCGCAUCCCCAAAAUGGAGAAAGUGGAACUGUUCCUGUGGCCGAGCCCUGGCCCCAUUGGGGCCGGCGCAAACGACGAGCUGGACCCAUUUAACCACGGCCUGCUCGCUAACGGAGACCUCAUCCAGGCAGACUAUACUGUCGACAGCAUUCAUUUCCCAGCGACAAACGACAUGUUCCCCAAACCCAACCACCCCUUCGCCCUCGACGACCUGCACCUGGCCAUGGACCUGGAGGAGCUCAUCCACCAGGGCCCUGAGCGGGAAGCCCCGCAGGCGCUCAGCAACAGCAGCAGCUUCAGCGACUUCAUGCAGACCCCCGACGCGUGCAUGGAGGACUUGUGGUACACUUCAGAUGUGGCGCAGAAAGAGAACGCAAUGAUGGACUGGGGCCUGGGCAUCGGCCUGGGCCUGCUGGACGUCAACGUGGCGGUGUGGCCGGUGAUGGCCGGCCUGGGCCUGGGCCUGGGCGGGGAGGCCCCCUGCAGCUGGGCCGAGGACAAGGCCGGCGUCGUGCUGGCCGGGGCCGCCUUCGAGGAGGCCCGCGAGCUGGACGAUCUGCUCCUCACCCUCAUGGCCUACAGCAGCAGCAACAGCGCCGCCGACGCUCCCGUGGCUGCCGCACAAGGUGUGAGCCAUCCGGAGCCGGCGUCGAUGCCCCCGCCGCUGCAAGUGCCGCUGCCCAUCCAGCCCGCCGCCCCGGCCGCACCCACCUCCCCGCCGGCCAGCAAGCCCACCAAAGCCGGCCCGCGUCGGCGCAGCGGCGGCGUUGUGAAAUCGCGCGCGCGCGGCAUGACCGAGCGGAAGCGCGACCAGAACAAGAAGGCGGCCAACCGUUACCGCAGCAAGAAGCGCCGCCAGGAGGAGGAGGCCAUGGAGGUCCAUCAGGCGUUGCUGCGCGAGCGCGACGCCCUGCUGCAGCGCCGGCAGGACCUGACCAGCCAGAUCCACAUGGCCCUCGGGCUCGUCGAGAAGCGCCUGCGCCGCGCCUAAUUUCCCUCUGUUUAUCUGAUGUAGUAUUCGAAGAAGCUGUGCUGCUGGUCGAGCGGAUCUGUUUUAUCGUCUUAUCUAUCCUUACCAAUUUUUUGCGGUGGUUUUUGCGUAUUUAUUCGUUGGUGCGGUCGGCGUUGGGUGGCCACGGAGUAAUGUUUGGUUAAUUAGUGUCCGCGUCGGUCGGUUUUUCUUUUGGGUAACUGUCGUUUUUGGCUUCGAAAUACUGUUAGCGAGCGAAUAAUAUUAUUUUGUACAGGUUUUACCUUUGGCCCUGUACGUACUGAUUAGUUGUUGAAUAAAAAUUAAUCAUGCA